Molecule: messenger RNA, 1572 nt
Organism: Asterias rubens (European starfish)
Lineage: Eukaryota; Metazoa; Echinodermata; Asteroidea; Forcipulatida; Asteriidae
Product: SPARC-like
Exons: 6
Coding region: 158-997 (279 amino acids)
Biological process (GO): anatomical structure development
Molecular function (GO): collagen binding; calcium ion binding; extracellular matrix binding
Source: RefSeq, a predicted model, not a curated record
AGAAACCACUCGGGUAGGCAACUUCAACUUGGUAGGCUGUGGGGUGUUGCUGGCAGUGAAGACGGAGAUUGUUUCACUGGGAGUCUUGUCUUCUUUCUUAGAGCUUCGGAACAAGCCACUAGAGGUAUAAACUAUACUUAUUAGAGUGAGGGACAACAUGGCUGUGAUGACGAAGUUUAUUCUUAUUCUCUCUCUGGUCGCUGUUGCACUUGCCAGCAGACAUAAAACGAAGAAUCAAGAGCUCAAAGCUGCCCGCCAUGAGUUGGUUAAUGCUAAGAAGGCUUUGGAGUCAUUGACAUACAGCAAAGAGGAGCAGAUCUACAGCAUCAAUGGAUACAGGCCGGAAGAUGUAGCAGAAACUAUCAAUGAUGUCGAUGAUAAGUGUAGCUCUCUCGAAUGCGCCCCUGGCAAGUCCUGCUUUAUCGAUAAUGACGGGGCUCCUUACUGCGAUUGUGCUGAAAUGUGCGUUGAAGACGACAGGGAUCCGUUCGUACGAGUCUGCAGCACGAACAACGUCACCUACCCGAGUCAGUGCGAGCUGUUCCGACAAAAGUGCGUCAACCCCAGAGAUAUGGACGGCGAACACUUGGACUAUUUUGGCCCCUGCAAAAUAAUGGAACAAUGCAACCCCAUCGACCUCAUCAACUUCCCUGAACGCAUGCGCACUUGGUUCUUGGAGGUCAUGCGCGACCUGGCUGAGCGAAAGGAAGAAAAUGGCGGUCUUGACGAUGAUGAGAAACGGCUCGAGGAGGAGUCUAUGGAUGAAGAUAAACCAUGGCGGCGCCCACUUCAUUGGAAGUUCUUCAACAUGGAUGUUUCACCGACAGACUACCACUUGAGCGAUGAGGAGCUACUACCCAUGCGCGCCCAACUUCUUCCCAUGGAACCUUGCACCGAUGCGUUCAUAGCCGGGUGCGAUACCAACGACGAUGAUCUGAUCUCCAUCAUCGAAUGGGGAAAAUGUAUGGGACUCACCGAAGAUGAAAUACAGUACUAAGUGCAGCAAACUUAUCUGAGAGUGCUAUUUUUUGGAACAACUCGUCAUUAUGGUGCUAACUGAAGUAUAAUUACUAUUACGUUUUUAGCUUGACCUUUUAACUUGUGCAUGCAUUGAAACAAAAAAACAAAAACACUGUUUUCAGCCAACUAAUCUUCAUAUUACUAAAACAUUGGUGGCAAAGUAGAUAAGAUGCUCCCCUUGCGUGAAUUUUGAAACUAUUAUUUGUAUUAUAAAAUAGCAGGCUGGAACUGUCCGUUUUUAUUUAAAGUCUUUUUUUAACCGAUGUUCAGAUUUUACCUCAAACAUUGUGCCCCAAAUUAUUUGUGUUAAUACGACGCCUUAAAUUGUUAUUUCAACUUUUUGGCUGCUACACAGUUUUGCAAAAUAAAAGUUGGUUCCGACUUUUACCAGAAUAGCUGUGUAUGCGUUUCUAGCAAUGAAGUUAUUGCCGGGGCUUUAAAUUUAAACUUGCAUCAUAGAACAGCUGUUUAGUGCAACUCCUAAACCUGCAUCCUGUAGUGUCGAAUGGUUUGAUGUUUUAGUUAAGUUUUAAUUAAAAUUCAGCAUUGACA